Panonychus citri (citrus red mite) is the source of this 1978-nucleotide messenger RNA. RefSeq lists its product as uncharacterized. Lineage: Eukaryota; Metazoa; Arthropoda; Arachnida; Trombidiformes; Tetranychidae. The record is from RefSeq and is a predicted model, not a curated record.
AUUAAAGUUAAUCAUUAAAAGUAAAUGAGAAAACAAAAUGUAAACAAUUGAAUAAAUUGUUAUAACAAUUAAUUAGAUUGAAUUAAAUUGUAUGUAUUGUAAUUUUUUUGGUUUGUGUACAAGAUUAACUUACAAUUGAUUAUGUUAAACAACAAGGAAGAGGAUAUAAUGUCCGCAAUUGGAUUUAAUCAACAUGAUUUAGUCGAUGUUGCAGUUAAGGGUGUUUUCUGUGUCAAAUUACCGGCCAAUGUCCGUUCAACUGGUGCCUGGAAAGUUUGGACACCUAAAUUGUUACUAAUUAAGCCACAAAUUGGUGAGAUUACAAGUCGAACACAUAAUAAUAGAUUAAUAUUGACAAUCUUCAAAAGUACCAAAAUCAAAGAUACGUCACAAGGAUUCGUUAUACAAGAAAUACUUAAUCCCUCAAGGACGAUAAUCUUUAGAUGCAAAUCAAGGAAAAAGCCUCAUGCCUUCACAAUCUAUGGCGAUGGUAAACCUUUGGUUCAUAUUUCCGGUGAUUCUGAGACGGAAAGUCAAUUGUUAAUCAGAUCAAUUCGUAAUCUACUUUGGCCUGCUAAUCCGAUCAUCUCUUUAUCCAAAGCUUUAGGUGGAGUCUUUGAAGUGUCCAUAAUUGACAAUGAGAUGUCCUAUCGAGCUGGUUUACUUGGUGUUUGUGGCUACUUGACCAUCACCUCGGACAAGGUAACUUUAACCUGUCCACAGACUGGACAUAUAAUACAAGAAUGGACAAUGUCCAGUGUGUCCUUUAAACUGGUCCCACAGGUUAACCUAAAGGACAAUAAUAAAGUUGUCAACAUGAUGACCACCGAUACAAGUUCAACUGGCCUGGGUAAUAUAUUGAUUUACUGUGAAGAAUCAUCCGAAUUGAUUAGUCAAUUUAAUCGUGUCCGAGGUAAUCAACAUCAAUCACAAGGGUCAAGCUAUAGUGAUGAGUUAAUCCAAAAUUUGAACAUAACAACAUCCGAAUAUGAUUUAAUGACUCGAUUUGAUGAUCUAGAUUAUUCACCUGAUUCUAAUCAAUCACAAUCAUCAACUUCUAAUCGUUCUUCAUUUAAUCCACCAUCAACUUCAUCAACUACAACAAGUAAUUCAUCAUCAUCUUUAUUCAGUUUAAAUCAACCUCUUGAAUCGUCUUACAAUUUAUCCUCAUCAUGGUCAACCAAUAUUUCAAUUCCCUGGACAUCAUCAGGAUCUGAUCAUCAUGUUAUCUAUGAUGUACCUCGUCCGGUUAAUUUAACUAAAUCAACUGACAAUCAAUCGAUUUCAUCAUGUUCAUCAUCAUCAUCAUCAUCGCCGUCACCUGAUUAUGCAACAAUUAAACGUUUUCCUGCAAGUAAUCAACAAUCAAUUCUGAAUACUAUUGAUAAUCUUUCGUCAUCACUUCUUGAUUGUUCACUAUGUAAACAACAAUGGAUCCCAUCAACUAAAUCCAAUUACUUACCCUUUGAACAAUCAAAUUUGGCCUCUUCACUUCCUGCAACAGUUACAACGUUACAAGACAAUAAGGAUCACAUUUAUGAAGAGAUCAGAGCAAUUAAGGAAAAACUUGAACAAUCAAAUCACAAUUACAACACUGAUUUUAAUGAUAUCUAUGAAAUAAUUGAGCCAUUUAAAGGAUCCAAUUUAAUUGAUGAAAAUGAAAAUAUUGAUUCAGAUAUUGGUGAGAAAAGCAGUCAAGUUAUUAAUCAUAACAAUCAAUUGAUUAAUGAAAAAAUUAUUGUUCCAAUGAAAAAUGAAUCAGAAACUAUUGAUGAUGUUAAUCAAUUGAAACAAUCAAAAUCUAUUGUUAAAUCAUCACCUAAGCGAAUUUCUAGAUUUAAUUACUUUAAAUUACGAAGGACGUUAUCAGAAUCUUGGUUUAAUUCACAAUUUUCAUCAAAAUCAAAUCUAAAAUAAUUUUAAAUCUAAUUAACUUUCAACAAUUAAACUUAAUUCAUUCAUUGUAUUUUAAUUGUAA